UUUCGCUUUAUUCGUCAUGUUUGUUCACAGUUCACAACAUUCACCACAUCCCAACCACAACCAACAACCAACCAUCCGUGCUACCAUCGGUAGUUGAAUGAAAUUGUCCAUACUACUCCCACUCCCUAGUUUUUUUGGCUAUCCCUGUUUCACUAAUGAAAAAUAUCCUUUGCUUUGUUUACCUGUCAAAUGAGUCACCACCAAAAAAAAUUCAAAACAGUUGAGAAAACUGAAAAGUGUGCUGGGGGAGUGAAGGUGAAAACCAGUUGACAUUCGUUGCAAAAGUAAAGAAAAGUUAUUUGAAAAGAUUCUUAUUUUGAUAAAUAAUGCAAUAGAUUAAUCUAUUUUCGCACUACCGUGAUCAUAACGCACAACUAGAAAAAUAAAAAUGGUUAUAUUGCAGCUAGAGGAUCAGCCCCUCAUUACUCAGGCGAUAUUUUCCGGGGCGUUGGACGAAGUGGAAGAUCUUAUGGUCCAUCCAGAAUAUGUCAAUUGCACUGACUGCGAAAAGCGGACACCGUUGCACGCCGCAGCCUUUAAAGGAGACUCUCAGAUAGCUCAAAUUUUGCUCGACAAUGGGGCCAGAGUGAAUGCAAAAGAUGGCAAAUGGGUUACACCUUUACAUAGGGCUUGUGCUGUUAAUUCUGACGAUACUGUUAAUGUACUGUUGAAGUAUCAGGCUGAUGUUUGUGCUAGAGACAGAUUAUGGCAGACCCCACUACACAUAGCAGCCGCACACGACGCCUAUAACUGCGUAGAUAAACUCCUGAAUUUCGUACCAAAUCCGAAUGUUACGGAUAGAUCUGGAAGAACUGCCCUGCAUCACGCCGCCUACAAUGGAAAUACUUUUGUUGCUCAACUUCUUAUCGAGAGGGGUUGCAUUGUGAAUGCUUGUGAUAAAAAAGAUUGCAGGCCUAUUCAUUGUGCAGUCCAAAUGGGCCAUAUCGACACUGUAGAACUUUUACUGAGAUUUGGAGCAGAUGUCAAUGCUAAAGACAGAAAUCAAUACACUCCAUUGCAUGUAGCUGCUGCAAGUGGCAUAGAAAGUGUAAUAAGACUUCUGCUAAACUCUGGAGCCGAAGUAAACAUCCAAAACAGCUACGGAAACACUCCACUACAUGUCGCCUGCCUCAAUGGUCAUUUGGCUUGCUGUCAAGAGCUAACCCAAGCCGGUGCAGAUAUUGAAGCAGUCAAUUUCAGAAAUCAAACACCUUUACAUGUUGCUGCAGCCUCUACACACGGCGUAUACUGCCUUGCCUUUCUUUUGGCAAAUAAUGUCGAUAUAAACAAGUGCAGCAAUGACGGUAGAACUCCAUUACACAUGACAGCAAUUCACGGUCGCUUUACAAGAAGCAAAAGCCUCAUUGAUGGAGGAGCUUUGAUUGACUGCGCUGAUAAAAAUGGGUCUACUCCAUUGCAUAUAGCCGCUCAAUAUGGUCAUGAUCUUUUGGCAAAUACUUUAUUGAGUGUCGGGGCUAGUCCUACUAAAAAAGGUUAUGAGGGCAGGACACCUUUACAUAUGUGCUGUUUGUCGGGUUAUGUAGAGUGUUGUAGGAAAUUUUUGCAGACUGGCGUUAACUUGAAUGAAAGAGACGACAGCGGUAGGACGCCUGCUCAUUGUGCUGCUUAUAAAGGAUCAAUCGAGUGUCUCGAUCUUCUAACAAGUAACGGCGCCAAUUUCAAAUUAAAAGACAAUUUUGAGCGUCUUCCAUUGCACUAUGCAGCUGCACAAGGGCACUUUCAAUGUGUCUUCACUUUAGUGGGAAUCGGAAGUCCUAUUAAUGACAGAGAUAUAGAAGGUUGUACACCAUUACAUUUGGCUGCUGCACACGAUCAUGAGUCUAAAUGUGUUGAUUAUCUGCUUAAUCACAGGGCAGAUCCGAAAAUUAAGGACGUUAGAGGAUUUUCUCCACUUCAUUACGCUAUUGCUUGUGGCAAUGUUAGAGGAGUUAAGCUACUUUUACAUCGUACUGAAGAAGCUGUGUUCAAAAAGGAAGGAGGGUCUCCCGAUGUCACACCACUACAUCUAGCAGCCAAAUUAGGAAAUGUUGCGAUACUCAAGUCAGUGUUAACAAAAUACACCGAUGUUAAUAUACAAACAGACCAAGGUUUGACUCCUCUUAUACUGAUAGCUAGAGAAGGCCACAUUCAAUGCGUUCACUUCCUAUUGCGCUGUGGUGCCAAAGUGUCUCUAUGUGAUAACGUGAAUCUGAUGACUGCUGUACACUAUAGUGCCAAAAAUGGACAUUUUCAAUGUCUUACUUUUCUAUUACACAACACCGAAGAUCAGAGUGUGGUUAAUAUGGUGGACAGACAACAGAGAACAGCACUUAUGCUGGCAGUUUCUGGAAAUCACACAGAAUGUGUUCAAGUGCUUUUGAGAUGUGGGGCUGAUCCAAAUAUUGUUGAUACUGAUGAACAUUCUUGUUUAUUUAGAGCGGUGGUUAACGGUCAAUACGAUGUUGUCCAACUUCUUUUAUCCAACAAAGCCGAAGUGAAAACACGUGAUGUUAAUGGCAAAACGGUUCUCCAUCUAGCGGCAGCCUGUGGACACUUGACUUGUCUUCUGCUGAUUAUGGACUAUAUGAGCAAAGACGACAUUCUUAGCAAAGAUAAUCAAGAUUGUACUGUGUUGCAUUGGGCCUGUUAUCACGGUCACGAUCAAUGCGUUGAACAUUUGCUUGCGAAGAAUAUUUUCGAGGAACUGGAGGGAAACUCUUAUUCACCAGUACAUUGUGCUUGUUUUUCAGGUUCUGAAGCGUGUCUUACUCUUCUUCUGGCACACUUCGGUGACAAAAUCGUCCAUUUGAAAGACGAAAAACUACGCACUCCUUUGCAUAUCGCUGCUCUACACGGACACAGCGAAUGUGCCAAGUUGCUGCUCAAGCACGGGGCUGAGCCUAACGUGGUUGACGAAGAAGGCCGGACUCCUUUCAUUGCAGCUGCGCAGUAUGGACAAUCUAGUGUAGUUGAAUUACUUUUAGGCUUUAAUAUAGACUUAUCGGCCUGUGAUAAAGACGGCAACACUGCCUUACACUGGGCGUGCCUUAAGAAGCAUCAUCAGACUGCCUUAUUAAUAUUAGAGAACUGUCAAAAUGCCAAAAUAGUUAAUAUUCCGAAUAAUGAGAAAAAGACUUCGCUACACUUAUCUGCCCGUAACGGUUUGGUAGACAUAACAAGAGAAUUACUAAAAAAAGGAGCUAACGUUUCAGCUGUGGACAACGAAGGGUUGACACCAGCCCUAAGUUGUGCCCCAAACUUUAACGUUGCCCAAUGUUUGGCUCUUAUUUUGCAAACGCGUCCGGAUUUUACUGACAGGGAGAACAUAUCAGAGGCUCCUCCUGUUCCUCAACUUAACCUUUUUCCGAUCCACUCCAAUACAAAAAAAUCCUCUCAAGACUCCCAAACUCAAACUUCAGUUGUCUUGGUUAACGAUCCAGAUCUUUUUGAAUUAGAAAAAGCUUUUUUGAACCCUCAAAAAUUGAAAUCUCCCAAAGCUGUCUUGAAAAUUGAUUGCAGCACCGAGUGUUUUAUUAAAGAAUCAAACGAUGAAAGCUCGUGCCCAAAACCUGACAUAGAAACAGGCAAACAUCUUCAUAGAGUUGUGAAAGGUUUUCAUUUGCCAUCAAGUCAAAUGAAUGUACUUAAACCCAGAAAACAUUUUAAUGUUUCUUGUGCGAGUUGUCAAAAAAUACAGAAACUAUGUUUGAAUUGCCAGAGGAAGAAAAAACGAAAUUUGGCACUUAAAAAAUGCCAAGAUGGCAAUUUGUCUAACGAAGAUUUUAGAAAAUUAUGUAAACAAAAAUCCAGCUUGGACGAAUUGCAUAAUUUUUUUCUCAAAUUACUUUCGGACGCCACUGCAAGUGUUAGUCAAAAAUCCUCUGCAGAAAAUAUGAGAAAAUGCACUUUUUCUCGUAGCACACAUCAAAGUUCAAGCGAAAUUGAAAAUGAAUCAAAUCAAGACGAUUUACCAAAAGAAUUUAUUGCACCCAAAGAUAUAAAACGUAAGAAAUUGUACAAACAAGAGAAGUUAACAGUUACACUUCCUGGUCAUAAAAAAUACACUAGUGAUGACACUAUUGUACUUUUUGCAAGAAAAAGAUGUAGAGAUUAUGGUGUUAGGGAAAAAGUCGAAAAACCUAAGGGAAGUAAUGUAAUGACUAAAGCUUGUCAAACUGAAGAUUUCAUUUGUGAAGGCGAUAAUUUAAUGGAAAUGAGCAAUAAUUAUUAUGAUACAUUAUUGAAAAUCGAAGUUGAACAAUCGAUCAAAUAUUGUCUAGAUGUUGUUGAAGAAAGUUUCAAUAGUACUCGUGUUCCCAUACAGAAACUUGAAAAUAAUGAUGAUUUAAUAAUUUAUUCAAUUAUUAGUGAUAUAAUUGAAAAUAUUGAUGAAAAUAACAAAAUUACUGGUCAAAAAAAAUCUAGCAUAGAUAUUGAAAAUUCAACUGUCAGUGAAACUUUAUUGAAUUUGAAAAAGAAAGUCAAAAAGCCUGAAAUCUCCUGUACCCUAUCCUAAACUGUUAUUUUCUAAAAAAUAAAUUUAUUUUGAAUUUUUUUUUUCAUUGUUAAUUUAUUUCAGCUUCAGGAACGUCGAUAGAUCAAGCGAACGCAAUGGAACUGGCCCUUAAACUGUCAAUGUCGAAUAUAUCGGGUUUGAGCGACUUUAAAAGUGAAGGUUCCACCCACACUAGCGAUAACGAAUAUUACUAGCAACAAAUGAAAUUUUUAUUUAAAGGUUUAGGAUUUAUUUUUUCUUGUGGCAAAAAGACAACGUGUGAAAACAAGAGUCGAAUGGAAAAAGUCAAAUUGUAGAGGAGUAAAAAUGUAGAAUUUUGUAAGAAAAUGGGAUAGUGAAGUAAUAAAUAGCUUUGAUAAUUUUUGAAAGUACAGGGUUAUUGGUUAUAAAUGUCACCCCCCUCUAUCUUUUUUAUUUGACAUUUUAGAAAAAAGUGUCCCAAAUAAAAGUUUUAUGGUUGAAAUUAAAUUUUUUGAAAAACUCCCUUUCACAUAUACAGGGUGUUUCAGAAAUGCUGGUCGUGCUCCAACUUUCUUAUUUUAAAUGGAACACCCUGUAUAUUAUUGAAUAUUCGGAUUCUACGUAAAAUUCUGUGAAGAUUUCAUGUGAUAUACCCUAUACCUAAGUUCAACUAUUUUGGAAAUAUUGACAGUUGAAAAUUGACUUUUUUGCAACUUUGACAGGCUGUGAAACCUAAACGGUUAAUCUUAGAGAGCAAAACCGAACUUACAUUUUUUUCUUAGAUUUUCAUAAGCUAUGAUUUGACACCAACUUUGAAUUUAACCGGAGAUUAAAUUUAAUUUGAAUUUUUAAUCAUGGAUUAAAUUCAAAGUUGGUAUGUCAAAUAUCAGUGUCAACUGAUAGUUUAUGAAAAUCCAAGAUAAAAACAUAAGAUCGGUUUUCCUCUAAAAUUAACCGUUUAGGUUUUACAGCCUGUCAAAGUUGCAAAAAGUCAAUUUUCAACCAUCAAUAUUUCCAAAACCGGUGAACUUAGGUAUAGGGUAUAUCACAUGAAAUCUGCUCAAAAUUUUAUGUAGAAUCCGAAUAUUCAAUAAUAUACAGGGUAUUCCAUUUAAAAUAAGAAAGUUGGAGCGCGACCAGCUUUUCUAAAACACCCUGUAUAUGCGAAAGUGAGUUUUUCAAAAAAUUUAAUUUCAACCAUAAAACUUUUAUUUGGGACACUUUUUUCUAAAAUGUCAAAUAAAAAAGAUAGAGGGGGGUGACAUUUAUAACCAAUAACCCUGUACAUAAUAUAUAUACAGAGUAUACCAUUUAAAACGAAACAGGCUAAAUAUCUGAUGCCACUUCUAUUUUUUAAAAAGUGGGUCGUAAAGUCUGUUUUUUUUUAAAGAUAAAAGUCAAAAUGACAUUAUGUUGGCAAUACAAUCUAAAAUUGUCAAUGCUUUCAAUUUUUUUAUGUAGAAAAGGCUUGUGUUGCCAACAUACUUACUAGAUUUUUGACUUGGGGAAUUAUCUUUAAAUAAAAAACACACUUUACACGUAAUUUGAUUGUGUGAAUGUUUGAAAAAUUUUCAGCACUAACUUAACCCUCUAGAGGGGGUGGGACCAACCCUUACCAUUCCAAAUGAAACAGGGGGUCGAGUAAUAUCUGUUUUAGAAAAGUGUUCAAUUUUCUUUCAAAUGACAUCAAAUUAAAGAGAAUUGAACGUUGUUUUAAAAUAGGUAUCACUCGACCCCUUGUUCCAUUUGAAAUAGUAAGGGCCGGUUUAUCAAUCAAGGGAUAACUCGCAGAGUUUGCUGACCCUGGGCUAACUCUAACUCUUUUUAAACCAAGGGCUGGUAAACUCUCGGGUUCUUCGAAGGUUGGCGUUACUUAUGCAACGUUGCCAGCUCACUAUCAUUGUUUUUUUGAAAUUUUCUGCUCAUAUCCUUACUUAUUUAUGUUAUUAUUUUCUUUUUAUUCCUUUUCCAUAGGUGGGCAUUUAUACGAAAGUAGCAUGCGACGUGCGACUUGCUGUUAAAAAGCAGGGAGCACGUUGCAAUUUGCGUUUUCCAUGUUUACAUUCAUAAUUCAUACCAAAGUCGCACAAUGCUACCUUUAUCGACACUCCUCUACGAAACAAGUCAAAAAUAAACAAUGUUGUGCGUCUUGCAAGUACGUCGCAAACUAUUAAAAUAUACAUGUUCCAAUCAUUCCGGUGUGAAACCAGGCAUAUUUUUCUAGGUUCGAAAAUAAUAGCAUGCUUCUUGCUUUCUCAGCAAGUCGUACAUUGCAUGCUACUUUGGUGUCAAUAAUAGGGUUUCCAUAAAGGUUUUUCGGAAUUCAGGACAAAGGAGUCAAGGAAUCCGGACUUCGCCGAAAUAGCUAUCGAGAGUGUGAAAGGCGAGUGCGACAAAAUUCACAUUUGUGAAAAAAGGUUUACUUUAGACACGUAUUGCAUAAUAUACAAACAAUUUUCUACUACCAAUAAAAUAUGUGUAAAAAAAUAAAUUUAGACAAAUACUUCAAGCACAAGUGCGUAAAGUAAUUUACUAGAAAAAAAUUACAGUGUCGACAUCUAUCAGUGACAUUACUUCAUGCACUAGUAGGCUAUUUUGCGCGCGGAUAAUCAAGCAUACAUUGAUUAUGCUGGAUUAUGUGAUGUGUCAACUGUGUCAUACUCCUCUAACUCCCUCUACAUUCAAUUCUGGGCCUGCGAGUGACGUCACUACCAGCAGCUUAUAGUGAUGACGUCACCCGCAUACCACGAUGGAAUGCUUACGAUUCAGGCUGUGCUAGUGAGUUAAUUUUUUCGUCAAUUCUAAAAGUAGAAAAGGUGAUUUUUAGUCUGUUCUCACAGGAGAAGUAAAGUGUUCUUGAUCCUCGAGUAUCCCUGAAUUUGACGAUGGGUGUGUUAGGGAAGUAUGACACAAUUGACAUGUCACAUAAUCUAGCAUACUCGAGUAUGCUUGGUUAUCUCCACGAAAAAUUGCCUAGUGACCCUAGUGUGUAAAGUGACUUACUUUACGUACAGGGAUGUUCCAAGGUGCACAAUUGUGCAUAUUAUGCACAUCUAAUCUCAAUAUGCACCAUACGCACAAUCGUCAUAUAAUAUGCACAAUUUUCAGUUUUCACAAUCCAGCCAAAACCUGUCCUGUUUGGAACAAAUCUGGAGCCCCCCACCACGCCAAAUCACCAGUUGUGACGUAGCCACAUGUUCUCGCCUUGACGUAGGCUGUUUGCACCACAGGUUAUGAUUCCGCCUCUAAACCACUCUAAACUACGACCGCUGGAGCAAACAGCUGGUAUUGCUGACGAAUUAGUUAAUGACGUCAGCAAUAGUGGAACACCAAUAUGGCGGCGGCUACCAAAAAUGAGACCAAUAAGCAUUUCUUAGUAGUGUGUAUCACCCUUGGUAGUUAUUGACAUCUGUGAUUUAUUUUGAAAGCUAAGCUCAAAGGUGUUUUUUAUUUUCUCGCUUAAAUUGGUUAAGCGUUGAACCUAUUUCGCGUUAAACUAAUGACGUGAUAACAAAACUGUUUGAAAAUAUUUUGAGACGAGAUUUCGCAUCGGUUCAAAAACAAACGCAUGCGCAAUAGGAAAGUAGACUAUUUUUUAUGUUUAUACGUGUGUUGUGUCUUGUGCAGGAGGUUAUGGUAUCAUGAACACUCUUACAUUUUUUUGGAAAAUAAAAAUAGAUCGUUGCAAAAUAUUAGACUAUCCAAGAUGCUGUCAAACUUAAAUUCAUCAUAUUAGUUAGGUUAGAAUCGCAAAUUGGCGCGGGUUCCCAGUUCAAAAAUUAAUACAUUGAUGUCUUAUGGGGACUCAAUUUUAAAAGCGUCUGUAGACGUGAUAGAACGUUUGUUACGGAAUUGAGUUGUAUAAAUAAUUUUUUUAAUAUGUUAAUUAACUGAGAGAGUGUUCGAAAGUUGAAUAAACAUUGUUAAAAUAAAAAUAUUACCAAUUUAAGAAGCCGAUGUUUGUAUAAAAUACGUAUGUCGUUGCUUGAUCCAUAAGUAUAUAUUAUGAGUACCUAAUUAUAAUAAAAUAAAAGUUCACCUACAUACUUGGUUAGUAAAUGUACUUCAAUAAUUCAAAAAAAUUGAAAAAUAAAUGACUGAACUAGUGAUAAAUAAAUAAAUUAACAAUUCACCAACAAUCAUAACACAACACACAACCUCACUUUCUCUCAGCUGGUUUUAGACCCGACGUACGUCCACCGAAAACAGACACAUUUAAUUAAAAUCAUUUGUAUUUUUAAUUCAUAGGUCUAAAAAAACAAUUAGAGCAUGAAUCAUAGAGAAAUAUGUUCAAAGUUUGACGUACAAUAGGUUCCAAUACUAAGAAAUGCCCAGAACCCAAGAUAUUCCCGUCUGAAAAUCACUCUUUUGAAUCCCCCAUAAGAAAUACAUUGCUGUCAAAUUUGUUGAAAUGUGUUUAGGAACCCAUUUUAAAUUUCGCGCCCGAUUUUUCCUAACCUAACUAAUAUGGUGAAUUAAAAUGUUCGCCAAGAGGCGCACAAACCCUUUGUUUGCUUGUCAAAGUCAGUGUUUUGGAUAGGCUUACUAGUCAAGGUGCUGUCAAACUUAAAUUAAAAUGUCCGCCAAGAAGCACACAAACCCUUUGUUUGCUUGUUAAAGUCACGUGUUUUGGAUAGACUAAUUAGUAAUUAACUAAUUACCAUGAAAAAAAAACAAAAAUUAGGGAAUCCAAACCACGUGAUUUUUGCCAACCAGCCGGCAUUUUGAAAUUUUUAUGAGGUUAGAAUACGGGUUGUUACAUGUCAACGAUGUCAAAAAAGUGUCAGAUUUGAGUACUCGCUCCGUGUAUUGAUAAAGCCUAGUACUCAUAACCGCGACAAUUUGACGUUUGAUUCACGCAUAAAACGUCAAAUUGUCGAAACAAUGCCGAAAAAGAGCGAGUUUCGCUGUUAUGAGUACUAGGCUUAAUCCUGCCAAAAAAAAAACAUAUGUUUUUUGUUUAUUGUUUGCCAACCAGACGCCAUUUGGACAGGUCGUUGGAUUGCCUAAUUUUUCUGGUUUGAAAACCUGAUUUCUCGAAUGGAGGUAAUUAAUGACGUCAUUUCUAAACAGGUUCAAAAGAGAUUUUAAAAACAUUUCGAACUGCUGGGGUCGGGAAAAGAGAGCCAAAUGAGCCACAUAAUGGUGGCUUACUUCCAUUGUCAUCACUGGCCGAGUUCGUUUUUAUCAUCUUUUUCGUCGAUUUGGUCCGAAAUUUUGACAGGCACGUGACUGGAUAAGACAGUUUCAAUUUACAAAUCACGUGCCUGUCAAAAUUUCGAAGCAAAUCGACGAAAAAGAUGACAAAAACGAACUCGGCCACUGUUUCUGUAAAACCCAAGAUAUGGGGCUAUUAAUUACGUCAUUUACGUCAUUUUUAAGCAUGUGCACAAUCUCAAACGAAUAUGCACAAUUUUCCAUUGGUUAAAUGCACACUUGAAAAUUUUCUUAGAACAAGCCUGUUUACGUACUAAUGCGUGAAGUAAAAUUUUACGUCUUUUGGAUAGUGCGUAAACUGAGUAUGAGUGUUUUCACGAUCUCCGUGUUUUCCGGACAUUGUUCCGAAUUCCGGCCGGACUUUCCCGAAAACCCUGAAAACCCAAACAUGUCCGGGUAAGUCCGGACGUAUGGAAACCCUAGUGAAUACCCACAAGCGGAAAUAAACAAUAUACUCGAAUUCUCAACAAAUAUAGGUUUGUUGGGAAUUCAAGUCAAGUCUAUGCUUCAUUUGUUCCAGAAUAAAUAAAAUAAUUGUUUUUUUACGCAAGCGAAAACGUGUGAAGAAGUCAUCAAAAUCCGCAAAGGGAUUUGACCGAAACCUUACGUGCCUGUGCUAGAGGCACCGCUAAUGCAUGUUCUAGAAAUUCUAAAACAUCUCGAUCAUCAUCACUUAAAUCUAGGUCGUCCAUCUCUUCACAAUAUCAAAAUUUAAGACAAAACCAGCACUUUUUCAACAAAAUCAGAUAGAAAAUAAGAGAAAAUGUUGAGUUUAACCCAGGGUCAACUACGCUAACUUGCCGUGAGAGCGCGGGUUAACUUUUUCCUGGAAUAACUUUCGAGUUAGUUGACCCUGGAUGGAUAAACACUUGUCACAACUUUGACCCAAGGUUAUCCGUAACUCAUGGGGUAACCCUCUAUUGAUAAACCGGCCCUAAGGGUUGGUCCUACCCCGCCGAGAGGGUUAAAGUUGAAGUGCUAAAAAUUGUUGCAGAAAUUGUUUGAAAAUCAAAUUACGUAUACGAGCGAUUUUUUUAAAAAUAAACGUGAUAUUAGAUAUUUAGCCUGUUUCGUUUUAAAUGGUACACUCUGUAUACUGAUUGAAUCUUCUUAUGUAUGUUGAAGGUGAAUUUAUGUGAAGCUUAAUGUUAAGCUAGCAAUCCUCAAAAUGUACUUGGUUCAGAAUAUUUUUGUGAAAAUUAAAUUAAAGGACGAGGCACUUCUCUUAUGGAAAAUGGAUCUCCGACAGAUUUUCCUGAAUUUUGGAUAUAUUGUAGUUUUUCGAACUCUGAUUAAAAGUCAUCAUUGGCCGAACCUCGUGCGGUUGAUAGUUUAGCCUCCAGAGGGCGCCAAAGUUUCAUAUAACCCAUCAUAUAACUAAUGUAACUUGGGUGUAAUUGGGUAACUUCCGCUCACAGAAAUAAGGAAUUAGGUGUCUGAAAAAUCACUUUUAAUAAUAUUUGGUCGUUACUUUUGCGAUAUUUAUACAAAACAUCUUUUUUUCUGGUGGAGUAGUCGUCUGAUUAAACUCCGAGUAGCGCUGCAGCCAGAGGCUUAUUUUGCUGAAUGUUCCUGUUUACUGCACCCAUUCCAAAACCCUGGUUCCCUGCAGUAGGCAAAGUAGGUCUGUUGAAUGUUUGCCGUAUGUGUCUGGAUCUAGUUCAUCUUCUCCAAAUAUAUUUUGUCUUCUGCGAAUUAGUGCAUCGCAUUCUGAUAUAAUAUGUUGGGCUGUUUCAGUCUCUGUUUCGCAUAGUCUGCAGCUCGUGUCUUUGUUAUACAAGCCCAUUGUUUGCAGGUGCAUCUUUACUGGAGCAUGCCCAGUUAGAAAGUCGGUUGCUACUCUGAGUUGAUACCCGCUUAGUUGUAGCAGUCUUUUUACUCUUUUGCUGCAUGUCUCACGUAUGAACAUUUUCCCAUGUGCAUGCUUGGGUAUUUGCUUCCAAUAUUGACCAUGUUUUGCUUUGAUCUAUUCCUUCAGCUCCUUUCUUACUGUGCUUUUGGGCACUCCGAGAGCUGGUUCGGUCGGGACCAAGGUAUUCUGUGGAUGACCCCCUGCGUGCAAGUUCGUCAGCCUUUUCGUUGCCCGGUAGGUAUCCUGGCAGCCACAUCAAUGUGACGUUAUUUUGGUACGCCAAGUUGUUGAGUUCUUCUCGGCAUUCUAAUAUCAGUGUAGUGUUUACCUUAGGGUUCUUCAAUGCCCCCAGCGUUGUCUGACUGUCUGUGAGUAAAGUGGGUCUCCUGUCUUUGCAGGCCCUCAUAUUGUUGAUUCUUGCAAAUUGUAGUAUUGCAGAUACCUCUCCCUAGAAACCAUAUGUAUAUGACCCUAGAGAGACGAAGGUCUCGCAUCUUCCUUCUUGACUGUAGAUUCCUGCGCCUGUGCCAUUCUCAGUCUUUGACCCGUCCGAGUACCAGAUCUGGCCUCUGAGAUUGAAGAGUGUGUGUUAGUUUUCCCAUUCCUCCCUUCCACUAAUUAGGAUUUGGAACGAUAUGUUAGUGAGUAUUUGGGAACUACAUAGUCAGUUAUCAUGUCAAAUACUGUCAGAUUUAUGACUUCCCUUAUUUGUGUGUGGCCUGAUCUGACUUAGUUUGCUCAGGUUGUUUCGCUGUUUGUGGAGGCCCAUCCUAGCAUUCCUAGCUUCCAGCUGAAUCAGAAUGUGCAGCGGAGGUAGGUCUAGUAGGACUUCCACAACUGCUGUUGGUGUGCUUUGCACCUUGCCAAGUCUCAUUCUGGCUCUGUCCUGUUAUGUCUUCGUCCACCGUAUCAAAGACGUAUAGAUUAUUGCUGGCUCUACAAUCGUUGUGUAUAGCCUGUGCAUCAUGUCCGACCGCAACCCUAGGUUUUUCCGAAAGUUCUCCUAGCUAGUAUAAGUACUAGUUCUGACCUUUUAAUUACUUUGUCCAGAUGUUGUUCCUAGUUAAUUUUGAGUCUAUGAUUACCUCAAGAUAUUUUACUUCGUCCGACAUCGUAACUGGGCUUCCCUGAAAGUAAAGAAGUCCAAGCCCCUUCGUUUUCCUUCUUUUGGUAAAGGGGAAAAUUGUCGAUUUGAUGGCACUAAUUUUCAACCCUACAGUGGAACUCUGUCCACCUAGAGACCAUUGUUAGAGCCUGCCGCAUGCGAUCUCUAACUAUGUGGUUGAAUUUUUCCUGGAAUAUUAUGACCAAGUCAUCUGCAUAUCCCAAUACCUGAUGGUUGUUCAGGUGGUUGUUACUCUUCAGUAGCUCUAUCAGCGCAUCCAUCACCAGAUUCCACAGCAAGGGUGAUAACACUCCGCCUUGCGGACAUCCCUUUGCAACCCGAGCCGUUACUGUUUUACCUAGGAGCGUGUAGUGGAUGCCUCUACCUCGAAAUAUGCAGUCUAUCCAUCUGCUGCAUGUAUGUUGUCAAACGCUCCCUCUUCUUCCAAUGUAUUUUCUACCCGCUAGACGAGGUGAUGUAGUGCUGUUUCAGUUGAGAUUCCUGUUUUGUGAGCAUAUUGGUCCGGAUGUAUUGGUCUGGUAGCCAAUGCACCACCCCGAAUGUGGAGCUCAAGCAGUUUUUCUAGAGCCUUCAACAAAAACGAUAAAACAUCUUACGUGGCACAUAUUCAUGAUAAUCCUAAAUUAUUAUAAUAACACGAAGUUAUAUUAUAGUGCGAAGUUAUAAGAAACUUUGGCGUCCUCUGGAGGCUAAACUAUCAACCGCACAAGGUUCGGCCAAUGAUAGCUUUUAAUCAGAGACUUAAAAACUACAUUAUAUCCAAAUUUUGGAAAAAUCUGUCGGAGAUCCAUUUGCCAUAAGAAAAGUGCCUCCUCCUUUAAACUUAUUUUAUUCCCAAGAAACACUGUUUAGAUUUGCC
Messenger RNA from Ceutorhynchus assimilis (cabbage seed weevil), 13531 nucleotides. Lineage: Eukaryota; Metazoa; Arthropoda; Insecta; Coleoptera; Curculionidae. The record is from the annotation of a GenBank genome assembly.